AUGGGACAGCACUGUUCAAAGUGGGACAGCACUGUUCAAAAUGGGACAGCACUUUUCAAAAUGGGACAGCACUAUUCAAAGUGGGAUAGCACUGUUCAAAGUGGGAUAGCCCUUUUUAAACACUAUUCAAAGUGGGACAGCACUGUUCAAAAUGGGACAGCACUGUUCAAAGUGGGACAGCACUGUUCAAAAUGGGAUAGCACUAUUCAAAGUGGGAUAGCCCUUUUUAAAGUGGAAAGCACUUUUCAAAAUGGGACAGCACUAUUCAAAGUGGGACAGCACUAUUCAAAGUGGGAUAGCACUUUUCAAAAUGGGACAGCACUAUUCAAAGUGGGACAGCACUGUUCAAAAUGGGAUAGCACUGUUCAAAGUGGGAUAGCACUAUUCAAAGUGGGAUAG
Messenger RNA from Mycotypha africana, 399 nucleotides. RefSeq lists its product as uncharacterized. NCBI's taxonomy places the organism in Eukaryota, Fungi, Mucoromycota, Mucoromycetes, Mucorales, Mycotyphaceae. The record is from RefSeq and is a predicted model, not a curated record. The transcript is spliced from 2 exons. The coding region runs from base 1 to 399 and encodes 132 amino acids.